Messenger RNA from Letharia columbiana, 4296 nucleotides. RefSeq lists its product as uncharacterized. The transcript has 5 exons. NCBI's taxonomy places the organism in Eukaryota, Fungi, Ascomycota, Lecanoromycetes, Lecanorales, Parmeliaceae. Gene Ontology annotation, cellular component: nucleus. Gene Ontology annotation, biological process: nuclear-transcribed mRNA catabolic process; rRNA catabolic process. Gene Ontology annotation, molecular function: 5'-3' RNA exonuclease activity; RNA binding. The record is from RefSeq and is a predicted model, not a curated record. Bases 1 to 4296 code for a protein of 1431 amino acids.
AUGGGUGUUCCUAAAUUCUUCAGAUGGAUGAGCGAGAGGUAUCCGGCAAUAUCUCAACUCAUAGCGGAGAACCGGAUACCUGAAUUUGACAAUCUCUACCUCGACAUGAACGGCAUCAUACACAACUGUACCCACAACGAUUCAGAUUCGCCUACAUAUCGCAUGACCGAGGAGAAGAUGUUCAUUGCUAUUUUCAACUACAUUGAACAUCUAUUCGGCAAGAUCCGGCCAAGAAAGUUGUUUUUCAUGGCGAUUGAUGGUGUUGCUCCUCGUGCCAAGAUGAACCAGCAGCGAGCUCGCCGAUUCAGAACGGCUUUGGACGCCGAGAAAGCAAAGGAGAAGGCGUUGCGAGAAGGUGUCGAGAUGCCCACAGAGGAUGCUUUCGAUAGCAAUUGCAUCACCCCGGGGACGGAUUUCAUGGCCAAGCUGACACGACAACUCAAAUAUUUCAUCAACAAAAAGAUUUCAGAGGACAUUGACUGGCAGGGCGUUGAGAUUGUGCUUUCAGGGCACGAAGUACCUGGGGAAGGAGAGCACAAAAUUAUGGAAUAUAUCAGACUUGCGAAAGCUCAGCCAGAGUAUGAUGCUAACAUCAGACAUUGUCUUUAUGGCCUUGACGCGGACCUUAUCAUGUUGGGCCUGCUCAGCCACGACCCUCAUUUUUGCUUGCUGCGAGAGGAGGUCACUUUCGGUCGAGCGACCCAGAAGAAAUCCAAGGAACUGGAGCAUCAGAAUUUCUACUUGAUGCACCUGUGCAUUGUCAGAGAGUAUUUGGAGUUGGAGUUUCAGGAGCUAAAGGAACCAUCUGUUCUGGAUAUCCCUUUUGACAUGGAACGAGUCAUAGACGACUUUAUCUUGAUGGCUUUCUUUGUUGGGAAUGACUUUCUGCCAAACCUUCCGAACCUGCAUAUUAACGAAGGGGCAUUGGCUCUCAUGUUCAAGGUGUAUAAAUCCGUCUUACCGAAAGCUGGUGGUUACAUCAAUGAACGCGGCGCUAUCAACAUGGCGCGGCUAGCACUUCUCUUGGAGGAACUUUCUCACGUAGAAUAUCGCUUUUUCGAAUCCGAGAGUGCUGAUGAAAGUUGGUUCAAAGGAAAACAAAUGGGAAAGGUGGAUGUCAUGGAGAAAGACGGGCGGAGGAACAAAAAAGCGCCUUUGUCGAUGUCUAGUCAUCAGAAGGACCUGUUCAAGCAAGUGAAGAAAUACGUCAGCAGUCGGUCCAAUGAUCCUUCCAUUCCAAAGGCUUCUUUCGAGUUCCCUCCAAACUUGAAUGCCAGAGAUAGGAAAUUUGUCCAAGAGCUGGCUGAAGAUUUCCAUUUGCAAUGGAAGAGCGUGGCAAAUGAUGAGGGUGAAAAACAUUUGCAGCUCGACUUUCCUAGCAAACUUCAAGGAGACGAAGAUGAUGAGGAUGUGGAAGAUGAGGAGGCAUCGAUCGCAUUGCUUCGUGUCAUCAAACGCUACGAUAAUGCUAAGGUAGUCGACAUCACGCCAGAAGAAGUGCAGGAGCAAGUGGACAAGAAGUACGAGGAGAAAUUUCAGACUUGGAAAGACAAAUAUUAUAAGAACAAGUUCGGAUGGGGCCGGGAAAACGACACAGAAAUGCGCAACUUGACAGAAAAUUACGUUCAGGGGUUGCAGUGGGUGCUAUUGUAUUACUACCGUGGAGUGGCAUCCUGGCCGUGGUAUUACGGGUACCAUUACUCUCCAAUGAUAUCGGAUGUCAAACUGGGCUUGAACGCAGACAUAAACUUUCAGCUAGGACAGCCGUUCAGACCAUAUCAGCAAUUGAUGGGCGUCUUACCUGACCGAAGCAAGACCAUUGUACCAACACCCUAUCACGAUCUUAUGACAAAUCCUAAAUCGCCCAUCAUCGAUUUUUAUCCUCGAGACUUUGAAUUGGACAUGAACGGCAAGAAGAUGGAAUGGGAGGCGGUAGUCAAAAUUCCUUUCAUCGAUGAGCGUCGAUUGUUGCCAGCAAUGAAAACCAAGGAACAUAUGCUAUCCCAAGCCGAAAAGGAUCGCAACGAAUUCGGAGUGUCGUUGAGAUUUUCCUACUCGGGAGAUGUUGAAUUUACCUAUCCUAGUUCUCUUGUUGGCAUAUUUCCCGAUAUAUCGAAUUGCCACUGUGUGGAGAACAUUUUCGAUCUACCAACGAUGGAAGGCUUGGAUUAUCAUGUCGGGUUAAUGCGUGGUGUCAAACUUGGGGAGUCUGCACUCGCUGGCUUUCCAAGCUUGAACACGCUACCCUUCGCGGGAAACCUUGAUUUCCAUGGUGUGAACAUCUUCCAACAAGACAGCAGAAACGAGAGUAUGGUCAUCGCCUUGCUGGAGCCGGAGCCGCGGACAAAGGUCGAAGCCGCAAAGUCUUUGCUUGGUCGUAAAGUCCAUAUUGGCUACCCUUUUCUAUCCGAAGCCAAAGUCAUCCGGGUCUCCGAUGAAUUGUUCAACUAUAGCAUGCCCGAGAAUGGUGCAGGUCAGCCAAUUGCGGUACCUCACGGCCCCCAAGAGAUCGAUAUGUGGCAUAGGAAAGCCGAGCGGAUCGAAUCUGUCUACAGCAAGAGAUUAGGAAUGAUGAUUGGGGGAAUCCAAUCACUCGUCCACGUCGACACUCUGAAAGGUUUAAAGAAGACUGAUGACGGGGCCACCGUCAAGGAGUACGCACACAUAGAAGGUAUAGAAACGGAUUAUGCUUCGCAAACCGUGGUAGAGGAAGUAGCCAGCGAAGACCCGCGUUUCUUGGAAAAGGCUGCACUCUCAAUAGAAGAAGAAUUUCCCAUAGGAUCAAGAGCUUUUUUCCUUGGGGAGUUCAAUUACGGCAGGCCUUUACAGGUUGUUGGCCACACAGCGAACAAAGCGGACCUGUGGGUCUCGACUGUGGCAGCAAAAGUCCCAGAGUUCGGCCGUCAGAUAGUGAAGGAUGCAGACCGUCACUCGCACUACACCCCUUCGUUCGCGGUUGCAAAAACUUUAGGCCUGAACCCUCUCGUCCUCAGCAAGAUUACCUCUUCUUUCCAAGUGGCUCUUGAUGAUAAUAGGGUCAAUCUGGGCCUGAAUCUGAAAUUUGAAGCGAAGAAACUAAAGGUGCUUGGGUACUCGCGAAAAACGUCCGGCUGGGAGUUCAGCGAGAAGGCAGUCCAGCUGAUACAACAAUACAUGAUCAAGUUCCCGGAAUUCAUCGCUGGAAUACAACGGAACUCGCAAGGCAACGUUUAUGACGCCACUGACUUCUACCCUCAAUCCGAAGCGAAGGAUAGGAUAAAGGCCAUACAGACUUGGCUCAAGGAGAUUGAAUCCAAAAGCUUUGAGAAAGUACCUCUGGACGCAGAGCAGCUGGACUCUGAAGCAGUCGGCAAGAUCGAGCAGGCUGCCGAUCAGGCCUUCCAGAUGGAUCCACCGGGAAAAGGUGUCAACAAGAAAAUCAAUGGCGCACCUAGGAACGCCCUAUUGAAACCCUCAGAUGCGGAGCAAAGACUGAGUCACCAGCGAUUCUCGCUUGGCGAUCGCGUAGUGUAUGUCCAAGAUUCAGGCCGAGUGCCGAUAGCAACACGCGGGACAGUCGUUGGGAAGACGCGGACCUCAAGGACUGUUCUUCUCGAUGUCGUCUUUGAUGUCACCUUUAUGAGUGGUACAUCCUUGGAAAACAGAUGCUCGCCGUUUCGAGGAUCUACCGUACCUAUUCAUACUGUAUUAAAUCUCACGGAUCGUCAGGUGGUCGCCGGAUCUCGUGCCGGCGAGCAAAAUCGGCCGCAAGCUCAAACGCAGCGGUUAACCGUAAAUGUAUACGGAGCGCCCCUUGGACCAAACGGUCGAGGGCAACUAGUUCCAGCACAGGUGCCAGGACCUCUUCGAGGAUCUUUCCGAGGAGCCGUGGCUGGACAGUCGAAUGGAUUUCGUGGUGGAGCCCCGAGGGGUCGAGGUGGUCCCGGCCGUAUCGAUGGGCAGGAUGGGCAACAGCAAACACUUCCAAUACGCAAUCAACCGUCCGCGCAAUUUAAUGGCUCUCGUGGAAGAGGUGGACAGCCAAAUAGCACGAGUGGCGGUCCUAACUCUCAGCAAAUCAACCGAAACGUUUAUGCAAGGCUGGACGGCGCCGAGGCUGACAAUGCUGUGGCUCAAACCAAUUCAGCCUUCCAGUCACGAUCAUAUGCAAAUACGCCACCCCCAGCAAGUCUAGAUAGCAGAGGAGGUGGUAGAGGAGGACGAGGCGUGGUCAGGGGCGGUCCUCAUCGUGGAAUCCUUCCAAGAGGAAGAGGAGCGCUACGAAGUAAAGCGACUGUGGUAGUACAGCAGCAGUAA